UAAAGUGGACUUCGCAAAAUGGUACACACCUUGUGAGUCAGGAUUAAACAUUUUAUCUUCUCUGUUAACGGCUAUCACGAAUUCUUCGAUUUUGAACAUAUCUCGGAGCAACGAACUUCUUUACCGGUAUCUGAAAUCUCCAAAGUGUGGUUGUGUUCGUUUGUUAAUUCCAUUGACAGACGUAUGAAAAUUUUGUUGCUACGCGGUCGAUUCGAUAGAAUAGCAAGAUCGAAUACGUGGUAAAAAUAAAUGUGUUUGAGAAAAAGCACAAAAGAAAAAUAUUCGUGACAAUUGUUCGAUUUUUUGGUGAAAUAUUUAUUGCAGUACAUGUGUAUCGUCCAAUCAUUAUCGAAGAAACCGUUAGAAAUUUCCGUUGUAUGCGCAUUUGAACGAUCUAGUAUACAUUUGUCAUUUGCGUGCGGGAACCACUCCCGAUUAGUGUUACGGUGUUUCCGCGAUACUCGUUAUUUAAAGGAAGAAUACAGAUAUGGCUGUUAAUGUUUAUGCAACAAAUGUGACAACUGAAAACUUGAGUCGACAUGAUAUGUUGGCAUGGGUAAAUGACUGCCUUCAAUCAUCAUUCACCAAGAUUGAAGAAUUAUGUACUGGAGCUGUUUAUUGUCAAUUCAUGGACAUGCUAUUCCCUGGAAGUGUGCCAUUGAAGAGAGUCAAGUUCAAGACUAACCUUGAGCAUGAAUAUAUACAGAAUUUUAAAAUUUUACAAGGUGGUUUCAAAAAGAUGAAUGUAGAUAAAGUAAUACCAGUGGACAAAUUGGUAAAAGGCCGCUUUCAAGAUAAUUUUGAAUUUCUACAAUGGUUCAAGAAAUUCUUUGAUGCAAAUUAUGAUGGCCGCGAGUAUGAUGCUUAUGAAGCACGUGGUUGUAUACCAUUGGGUUCUGGUGUUGAUGGAACUCAUAAUUUAUCAAAUCCUCAAUUGGUACCUUUACCACCUCAAUCAAAACAGACGCAAAUGCAGCAAAAGCAUACACAACAACGUAACAUUACCCCUCGCCAACAGGUUACCAAAGCUCCAGCUCGUCCACAAGCGAAAACAGGAGUUGGCAAUCGCGGCGAAGCUGGAAAAGUUGAAGAACUCAGUGCACAAGUAAUGGAAUUAAAAAUGUCUUUGGAAGGACUGGAAAAAGAAAGAGAUUUCUACUUUGGAAAAUUACGUGAUAUCGAAGUUAUGUGCCAAGAUUGUGAUAACGGAGAUCCUCCACCAAUAGUCCAGAAAAUAUUAGAAGUCCUUUAUGCGACAGAGGAAGGAUUUGCACCACCAGAAGAAUUGGAAGGAGAUGGUCUCGCGCCCGAUGACGAGGAAGAAUAUUAACUUUACAUUUUGUACAAUCAUUAUAAAAAGUACGACAGCAAAUUGUCCAAGUGCGUUUCAGUUUGUUAUCUAUUUGUGAGCCAGUAUCAGUACCCUUCGCAUAAUUGAUAAGCUACUUUGUAAAGCUAUUUAAACAUUUUCGCCUUCAUUUCGUUACAAACGUUCACCGAGAGUUCAUUAAAAAGAUUCGCACGUAUAAUUAGGAUAGAAAGUACGUUAAAUAAUGCACUUGAAUAACUUGUACUCUACGAAAAGUAAUUAUUAAGAAUGAAAACAGAAUUAGCAGUUCAUAUAUUGUCAUAGUUCUUUAUCGUAAUUAAAAUAACGGUAGAGCUUUGAACAUCGACAAAUCUCAAAA
Apis florea (little honeybee) is the source of this 1688-nucleotide messenger RNA. It is a transcript of the gene Eb1, whose product is annotated as microtubule-associated protein RP/EB family member 1. Gene Ontology annotation, molecular function: microtubule binding. NCBI's taxonomy places the organism in Eukaryota, Metazoa, Arthropoda, Insecta, Hymenoptera, Apidae. The record is from RefSeq and is a predicted model, not a curated record.